AAUAAUUGAUUUUGCGCUGCCUAUUUAUUGGGGCUAGACUAGCCGCCAAAAUUAAUAUUGCCAAUGCUGCCGACUUGCCGCCUUUGAGGACGACGACGAUGGUAGGCAACAAGCACAAGAACGGUCCCAUCUACACGUUCCCGAAUUGCAACAAGCCCAUGCGCACUCAAAAGUUCAAGGGCGUACUUGAAGGAUGGCGAGGUGUACUCGGUGGAACAUCGGCGGCAGUACGAAGUGGCGAGGGAGGAUAAUGCUCGCGGCACCGUGAAGUCUGAGCUUGUUUCCGCGGUUGCUACAGCUCCGGAGACACCGCCGGUGAUGUCUACAACGACGGCUAUGGACGGUAUUUCCUGUGUGGAGACCGUGUAUCCUGCUGUUGCUGCACACGAGGAUAUCGAUGGGGCGCAAGCGAGGCAGGUGCAAACAGAAGGCCCCGUUGUCCUCGAAUCUAGAAGACGAAGUCACAUGCGCCGUCAGGAAUGAAAAUGUUGCUACUAGUACGAGUGCACCACCCAGAACUAUAAAUAUUACGUCCAUUGCGCCGGCGUCUGCGCCGACUUCGCUGUCGAGCGAGCAAGUCAGCGGCACCAAGCGCCCGAUAGCCGCGAUAGAGAGCUCCUCCGGGGAUACCGUUGACCCAACGUGCGUGCUGUUGAUGCAGUUUAUCGCGCUGAUGGACCAGCGCUUCCAGGAGCUGGUAAGCAAGAUGGGCGAAAUGAUCGACGUGCAGAAAGACCUGAUCGACACAUUACAGGCCAGCAACCCGGGCGGACAGGCACCGGCAUCGGUCUCUCACACGCCGUCGAGGUGGUCAUGAAAAAACGCAAGAAAGAUACGAGCUCUCGCGGUGAUAGUAACAGUGAGAAUGGCAAUGCCAACGCCAACCCCGACGCUAAUGGUGAGGGUCAGGGCGACGGAUUUGUCUUGUAGGCGGCAUGAUGACAUCCAAAAUUGAGUCCUAGCUAAGUAUUGUUUCAUUCGAUUCGUCUUACAUGGUGGUGCGUUCCCGAACUCGACCUUUACGUUGAAGUUAAAGUCAAAAAUACGUCGCUGAAUAACCGUCAGGCCAUUUGAAG
Molecule: messenger RNA, 1076 nt
Organism: Phytophthora nicotianae INRA-310
Lineage: Eukaryota; Oomycota; Peronosporomycetes; Peronosporales; Peronosporaceae
Exons: 1
Coding region: 398-817 (139 amino acids)
Source: RefSeq, a predicted model, not a curated record